Molecule: messenger RNA, 3691 nt
Organism: Labrus mixtus (cuckoo wrasse)
Lineage: Eukaryota; Metazoa; Chordata; Actinopteri; Labriformes; Labridae
Gene: atf6
Product: activating transcription factor 6
Exons: 17
Coding region: 103-2049 (648 amino acids)
Biological process (GO): regulation of transcription by RNA polymerase II; endoplasmic reticulum unfolded protein response
Cellular component (GO): nucleus
Molecular function (GO): RNA polymerase II cis-regulatory region sequence-specific DNA binding; DNA-binding transcription factor activity, RNA polymerase II-specific
Source: RefSeq, a predicted model, not a curated record
GACAGACGUGUAUGUAUCUGCUGAAAGAUGAAUAGUCCUCUGUGCUGUCACUUGAUCGCAGCUUGACUGUUAGAGACAAUCUACUCAUGAAUUCAAGCGAGGAUGUCAUCCGACUUGACGUUAGACUUAGAAAGUUAUCAACAUUAUCCUGCGAUGGAGAGAGAAACAGGCAGCAUCUCUAUCGACCAGGGGGGAGAGUGGGACAUAAGCCUGUUUGAUGAGCUAGAACAGCUGGGAAAUGCAGAUGAUCUGCUUGAGGCCCUGGAGAAUGCUGUAUAUGGUAAUGAGGGUCCAGACCUGGACUUUGAUAUCGACAUACCGUUGUGGAACGAAGGUGAUGCAAGCAGCACCUGCACAGAUGGUGAGAUGAGCCUGGAUUCUCUGUCACCUGCUCACACUCUGAGCUCUGUCCCCUCUCCCUCCUCUGUGGAAGCUCUGUCCCCAUACUCCUUACACGAUGAAGCCCUCUCUCCACAAUCGCAGCUCUCUCCUGUUUCCGUCUGCUCGGAGUCCAGUGGCUCUUCUGCAGUCUCUGCCCCAGCUCGGAAAGCUCCAAAGAGGACCAGUCAGACCACACGAGUCAAACAAGCUCAGCAAAUCAAGAGGCUGAUUCAGAUGAGCCCGAAGGUUUCCAUCCAACCCAGGCCACUGAUUACAGCUGUGCCGUUGGCUCAUGCAGCUGCUUCCCUGCAGGCCAAGACAAUCAUCAUCCAGCCUCUGCAGACCACCAUGCUGCCUGUGGUCAAACCAGCUCAAGUCAACAUUCAACCAGCGCCUCCUCCAGGACGUCCCAUAGUGCUGUCUCAGCCAAGCCAGGUGCUGCGGAUCCAGUCACCACAGAUCACCAGCAAUGUGGUCGCCAUGCCAACACGCAGCCAGGAGAGGCCGGCCCCUGCGCCUGCUCCUGCUCCUGCUCCUCCAGUGGUCUCCAUCACACUCCGAUCCCCCUCGUCAGACGAUGAUUCAAAGUUUUCACAGAGGCAGCAGCGCAUGAUAAAGAACCGUGAGUCGGCGUCCCUGUCCCGGAAGAAGAAGAAGGAGUAUCUGCUGUCUCUGGAAGCUCGCCUUAACAUGGCGUUGUCGGAGAAUGAAGCACUCAAGUGUGAGAAUGGCAACCUCAAGAGGCAGCUGGAGGGCCUGCUGAGUGAGAACACAGUACUUAAUGCAACGGCCCCCAAGAGGAGAGCGGUGUGUCUCAUGGUGGUGUUGGUGUUUGUCAUGCUGAACGUUGGGCCAAUGAGUCUAUUUCAGGGUGGCUCCAAAACAGAUGUUUUUGCUGCACAACACAGCGGGAGACACUUGCUGAAUUUCUCCUCAGAUGACCAAACUGAGUUUGCGACGGGCCCCGAUUCCCUCCGCAGUGGCCCCUCCGAGAUCGCCGACAGCUCUGAGUACAAGGCCCUGAUGGUGGUGAAGGAUCCCGUCUACCUCAGACCACCUCCACCAUGCCAGCCUCCUAUUAACAGGACCAAGUGUUUGGAGUUGGCUCAUGAGUUGAGGGGUUGGGUCCACCGUCAUGAAGUGCAGCAGACCAAAACAAGGCGCAUGAGUAACGGCAAUCACAAACCCACCAGGACCAUUCUGAAAACACAGAAUAAGGAGGCUCAGAGGGCCGAGAUUGUGACGGUCCAAUACACAGAAACUACUGAGCAGAAGAAUCCCGGCAGUGAGCUACAGGUUUACUACGCACCUCAUCACACCUACAGCGACUUCUUCGAUGAGAUCAAUCGUCGCGGCGACACUUUCUACGUGGUGUCUUUCCGCAGGGAUCAUCUCUUACUUCCUGCCACCAGCCACAACAAGGGAAGUCGACCCAAGAUGUCUGUGGUUUUGCCAGCCAUGAACAUAAACGACAGCAUCAUAAGAGACAAAGACUACGAGGUGAUGAUGCAGAUUGACUGUGAGGUAACAAACACCCGGAUCAUCCACAUCAGGUCUUCAACCAUCCCGCCUUUGCUGCGGGUCAACCACACAAACACGUUUUACCAGAACUCUCCUACUGACAACCAGGCGGCACCUCCUGUCGGCGUGCUAAUGGGGUCUGCUUAAGAUCACCAGCAGCACAAGAUUCUUUUGGAAAAAAAAACAAAGACAAACAGAACACAAGACCUCAUGUAAUUUUUGUGUGUGUGUGUAUUUUAAAUUUGGUGUACUACCACUUAUUUUCUUAUUGUGGUUAAGAUUUGAAUGAAACUUUGUCAUUGAAAUACAAAGGAAAGUCAAAUUGUCAGCAGCACUUAGCCACAUUCCUUAUUAGGGGCUAAUAUACAGAGGUAUUCUGUAACAGAGUCCUAGCAGAUGCUAGCUCCUUGUGUGGCAACAUUGACUUCUCUCUGUAACCCCAGACGGCCUGCAUAAGGGUAAUUGCUUAGCUGUAGGGUGCCAAGCAUUGAACCCAAAGUCACCUCUUCAUAACACAAAUACUUUACGUAAGAGUAGCUCUCUUUUUUGGUUCUUACUUUUGGGACAAGCAUCAAAGCCAGAGAUAAUUCUCACAGGGAGCUUGAACAACUAAAGGCAGAGUAAAACAUUUGGGAUUUUCAUGUUUAAUAGCACAACAGUCUGUGUGUGACUUAACUAGGAAAUGUCGCUAUAAUUUCUAUAAAAAUGAAAAAAAAAUUUUUUUUAAAAAAGCUAAUUAAAUUAUCUGAAUUAGUCAUCUAAAGCAGCAAAAGAGGUGUUCAUUAAACUCAGGAAGUCAAGUGAUCGACAAAAGUUAGCAGGCUAACCACUAUGUUGUUGGUUUGUUUUUUCAGCUUUCAGGUGCUUAGUUUAUAGUAAUUUAUAGAUGAAGAAUUUUGGCGGGGGUGGGGGUCUUUGCACUGUGCUUCUUUUAUAUUCAUACCCUACUUCACAUAUUUAUUUGUUAUUAUGAUAAUUAACAACAAUGCCAACUUCUGUGGUUUGAGGUGAUUCCCUCAUUUCAAGUGUUUUCUAUGUUUCUGAGUCUGCUUUUGAAACCAAUAAAUUCUGGAUUAGAGUGAAACCCUCUUAAAUGUUAUUAUCGGGAGAUUUCUGUAUUGUGGGUUCCCUGGUUGGACAUCCUCAGAUUUCAUCCCUCGAAAAAAAUGUGUCUUCAGCAAUGUGAAUCUGCCCCCUCCUCAUCCGAUGAGCAAAAGAAGGUUAACAUUAGACUUUUAACAACUCUAAAUCCAAGUCCGGACAUCUCCGUCCUAAUCAGAAUUGCACUUUUACGUGGUGCACUGAUGCCUACAUUGAAAAAUAAUGAGUUAUAUAAAGUUGCACUAUACAUUCAGAAUCUGGGGAGAUCAGUUCUGGCUUUGAAUGCCUUAUAUUAAUGUGUCUGUGACCUUGCUUUAGGGGGUAGAGAUUGUAUCUUACAAAAUUAUACAUCAUCAGAAUAAGUCACUUUUUUGCUCGUAUAAAAGACUAAUUGUUCCGUCACAUUCUGAAAGUGUAUUUCUUUUACAGGACUGUUCAGAUUAUGCUUCAGCUCAAAGGAAGUCCAGAAAAAUAUGUCUGAAAAGAACUUGCCUGUUGCUUUGGUUUUCUUUAGCAAGGCUGUGUAAUUUGUUUUCCCUUUGAUUUCUAAGAAUAUCUAUUUUAUCCUCCCCAUUGUUUUCACUGCCUUUAAACAUUACUUGGGGACAAAGCAAGAUUUAUUGUGAGGUUUUGUUUUUCUGUAUUUUACUAUGUAAAUAUACCAAAAUAAACACUGGAUUUUGUCUAA